UGCGUGAUGGCUUCGGAACGGUAUAGUUUUUCGCUGACCACCUUCAGCCCCUCGGGAAAACUGGUUCAGAUCGAGUAUGCCCUGGCGGCGGUUGCGGCUGGAGCACCCUCGGUUGGUAUCAAGGCGGUGAACGGUGUUGUGAUCGCAACGGAAAACAAGCAGAAAUCAAUCCUGUACGAUGAGCACAGUGUGCACAAGGUCGAGAUGGUGACGAACCAUAUCGGUAUGAUCUAUUCCGGCAUGGGGCCCGACUAUCGGCUGCUGGUGAAACAGGCCCGUAAGUUGGCCCAGAACUACUACCUCACGUACCGCGAACCCAUUCCAACGUCGCAAUUGGUACAAAAGGUUGCCACCGUCAUGCAGGAGUACACGCAAUCGGGUGGUGUCCGGCCGUUUGGUGUCUCGCUGCUGAUUUGUGGCUGGGACGAUGGCCGUCCGUACCUGUUCCAGUGCGAUCCGUCCGGUGCAUACUUUGCGUGGAAGGCGACGGCUAUGGGCAAAAAUGCAAACAACGGCAAAACGUUCCUCGAGAAGCGUUACAGUGAAGAUCUCGAGCUUGACGAUGCGGUUCACACGGCGAUUCUUACACUGAAGGAAGGGUUCGAGGGACAGAUGAACGCGGACAACAUCGAGGUGGGCAUUUGUGAUGCGAACGGUUUCCGCCGGCUGGACCCAUCCGAUGUGCAGGAUUACCUGGCCAAUAUUCCAUAA
Messenger RNA from Anopheles marshallii, 711 nucleotides. It is a transcript of the gene Prosalpha2, whose product is annotated as proteasome subunit alpha type-2. Lineage: Eukaryota; Metazoa; Arthropoda; Insecta; Diptera; Culicidae. Gene Ontology annotation, cellular component: proteasome core complex, alpha-subunit complex; proteasome core complex. Bases 7 to 711 code for a protein of 234 amino acids. The transcript has 3 exons. Gene Ontology annotation, biological process: ubiquitin-dependent protein catabolic process. The record is from RefSeq and is a predicted model, not a curated record.